Molecule: messenger RNA, 2812 nt
Organism: Stylophora pistillata
Lineage: Eukaryota; Metazoa; Cnidaria; Anthozoa; Scleractinia; Pocilloporidae
Product: kelch-like protein 24
Molecular function (GO): protein binding
Source: RefSeq, a predicted model, not a curated record
CAUAAUGGCGGAAGAGGCGAAGGACAGAACCGUCGAGAAUUUUAAAGAUGAGUUGCUUCACAAACUCAAUGAGCUCAGAGAAACAAACAUUCUCUGUGAUGCGAUAAUACGUGCCCAAGGAGAGGAUUUCCCAGCCCACAAGUGUGUUCUAUCAGCUGCAAGCCCUUACUUUCGGGCCAUGUUUACAAGUGAAUUGAAAGAAAAAGAAAGUAACCAUGUAGAGUUACAAGAGAUCAAAUCUGCAACCCUUAUUGAUGUUCUUCGGUAUGUUUAUACUGGUGGAACAAGAAUCGACUCUUCUAACGCAAAAGAUUUGGUGAUGGCCACAGACUAUUUGAUCAUUCCAAGUUUGAAAGCAAGAGCUACCCUUUUCCUUGAAGGAACAUGGAAUGGUUCUUGUUGCCUCGCUUUAGAAUCGUUUGCAUCUCGGUAUAACUGUGAAGCGCUGAAAAAAGCUGCGGUUGCCUAUAAGAUGGAGAAUUUUGUAGAUGUCACAAGAUCCGAAGAUUUCAGAUUGCUUGAUGUAGAGAAAGUAAAAGAACUGAUUUGCAUGGACGAGAUAAACGUGGCAGAGGAAGAGGAAGUAUAUGAAGCACUGAUGUCCUGGGUCAAAUAUGAUCUGCCAUCCAGAGAAUAUCUGCUUCCAGAGCUACUGAAACGUGUAAGACUCUUCUCAAUACCAAAGUACGGACUACGAAAAAUUUUGGAUGACGAAUUAAUCAGUAAGGACCCGAUAUGCAUGAAAGAAGUAAUAACUGCUUUAGAUUUGUCUCUGUUCCCAGGACAUUUCCAAGAGGCAUUUAAAAAACCCCGCCUCCCGUUGAGCAAAUAUGAACAGGUUGUGAUUCUUACUGGUGGAGAAGAUGGUGAAGGCUCCAAUGAUAAAACUCAGUGUUUUGUACUUUCUGAUUCCAAAUGGUUAUCCUUACCUAGCAUGCCUUUUCCACGUUCCCAUCAUGGUGCUGCAGUUUGUGGUGGACUGUUAUAUGUAAUGGGUGGAGACAAAUCAGCUCCAGUCUGUUAUUUUAACCCAAAACAAAAUAAAUGGAGCACCCUUAAUGUUACAAUGGAUAAAAAGGGCUGCUCAGUCACUUCUUUUAAUCAGGAGCUUUAUGUGAUUGGUGGAGAGGGUUCUUGGCAUGAUGUUCACAUUUAUUAUCCACUUGUGAAUGAAUGGAGGCAAGUGACAUCAAUGGAAACUGCACGGGCAGGUCAUAGUGCAGUUGUACUUCAACAGAAAAUUUAUGUCAUUGCUGGCCAUGAUGGCAGAGCUUGUAAAAACAGUGUAGAGUGCUACAAUCCUUCAAUUGAUAAAUGGGUUAGGGCUCCAAAGUUAUCUAAAGUUCGAAGGUCUGCAGCUGCUUCAACAGUUGUUGAGAAAAUCAUAGUUGUGGGAGGAUUUGGUGACAUGACAACUCAAACAAUACAACUCUCCUAUGAAGUUUAUGAUUCAUGUACAAAUCAAUGGAGCUUGGUUCCUACCUGUAAUUUUCCUCGUGCUGCUUGUAGUUCUGUGAGUAUAGGUGAUGAGGUUCACUUGUUUGGAGGAGAGGAUGAAAGAAUUUAUAAAAGUGAAGUAAUGUCUCUUGACAUCACAAGUAGAAAAUGGUAUACAAAAGCUUUUAUGGAUACCCCAAGGCAAUGCUCUUUUCUUCAAGCAUCACUAUUAAAAUUGCCAAAAGAUGUGAUUUAUUCAUUGGCUAAAGAUUAAUUCAUUGGUUGUGAUUAAUUGAAAUCAUUGAUUGAGGGAAAGAAGAGAAACAAGACUCAUCUUAACAAUGAUUUUUAAAAUUGAUCAAUGACCUAAAACAUUGUAAGACCAUACAUGUACUUACAUAAAAGCAAUAUUUGCUGUGAAAUUGACUGUAUGAAAUAGCUAUUAUCCAUUUGCUAAGGAGAAACAUAUAAUACAGGUUAUGAAAGAGGGUUUUCCUCUUGAGAGAUUCUGUACAGACAUCUCUUUGGUGUUUAAGAAAUGCCAGGUGACCUAAGUAUUUCAUCUACUCUUAAAAAAAGGGGAGUAGUGGUGUAAUAACUUCCACCCUUGUCCCUCAUUUAGCUAAGGUUAGGUAUGGUGAGGCAAACUUUAUUUUUCCAGGGUGGCCCAAUCAGCAAUAGGACUGGUAUCCAGAAGAGCCCUGGACUAAAAAGUAUAAUAAUUUAAAAUUAUAUUAAUUAGUAAUUUAAAAGUACAGAAUGUAAUAAUUUAAUAAUACAUGUUAAAAUUCAUGAGUAUUCAUCAAAAAUUUAAUGGAAAAAAGUGACUCUGCUGAGUCCAAAAAUUUAAAAGUUUGUUUCCUAAGGCUUAGCUUCAGUUUGGGUAGCUGGAAAUUGGUUUUUCUGUGAGUGUCAUAGUACUAGCUUAUUUAAGUAUUUAUAAACUAAAAAAAAUGUGAGUCUUUUCUGUUUCAUUCCUAAGUCAGUCCACCUAAAACACUAAAAGUGUCUUUAGAGAACUCACACCUUAAAACAAUGUGGGCAGCACGAUUUUGUUACUGUUGAAGGGUUUUGCUGGAGAUGGCUGACAGUUCACCCCAUGCAGUGUCAGUAUAACACAGGAUUGGCUCAAUAAAGGUAUUGUAGACACACUUUGCUGCCUAAGAGUAAAGCCAGAUCUUAUCUGUGCUAAAAGUCCCAAAUGCUUGUUGAUGAAGAUGAAGAGCCACUCUGUGGAAAUAACAAACCCUUUACUUACUUACUUUGUUUCAAAUAGCAGAAAUAGAGUUGGUAUGCUCUUUCCAAUGAAGCUGUUCAUUGAGCAAUUAAGAGUGAAUGUCUCCUAAGAUCAAAGAAAAAUGAAAAAAUCGCGGAC